AGGGUGCAAGGGUGAAACUUCAACGCCGCCUCGCCCCAAACUCUACUCCGUACGCUGCCGGCCGUAUGUACGUCUUGUGCGCGCACCAUCAUGUGUUGCCAAUACGAGUUUCAGCCUCUGCCAGGGGAAGUUACAUUGCAGCAUCCACGCAGAUCCACCGUCCCUGACCCGGUGCAUACACGCCCCACUCCACAAACGGGUGUUACUGUACAUGUCUUCGACGUUGCCAACGGUGAGCCUCGCAUUCCUCCUACUCUCAUUCCUCCCUCUCUGUCUGGCGUACUCCCGCUUCUCUGCCACCCUUUGUCGCUCGUUACUGCAUUUCCGGAAGCCCAGUCUUCCACCCACGCUCGUUUUCGAGUUCUUCUUCUUCUUCUUCUUCUUCAAGUCCUUCCAUUCCUACCGCAUACCCGAGUCCGAGCCAGUCCUUCAAGCCAUCUUCAAGCUCCACCCUCCACUCCACAGCCGCCUAAAGAUUCAAGGCGCCCGCACGAACCAACAUGGCCAUCUUCCGCCCAAUGCAUCCACGCAGCUCGCUCCGACGGCUCAAGACAGCCUUCAGUCCCUUCUCGCAUUCCGCCUCGCCAGCUUCCGCAUCAUCUCGACUGCCGUUAUCCUCAGCGGGCACCACCGCCUCGUCCAACUGCUCCGGCUUCAGCUUCGACUCGGACUCUUCAUCUUUGGAAUCUUUGGCACGCCCUGGCAGCAAUCACCGACGAAUCAGGGCCGUUCGCAGUGCGUUGGAAUUGCAGCAGGAGGAGGAAAGAGUCGGCUUCGCUCACGAGCUGGUCGCCAUGGUCGAGCCACGUCCUGUUCUCGGGCCGUCGUUGGGUGGGAUUGAAGAGAUCCUUGAGGGCCGCAUUUGAUAUGCAACCCCUCGUAACCCCUUGAGCUUUUUGUAAUGUUAGAGGGAAAGCUCACACGGUGGGUGAGCUGCUGAGGACACGGCGUUACGACUUUUGAUACGAUACGCCAUGAUGCGUGCUGGCACGGAGGAGGAUUGGUCAGGGGACAAUCGAUCUAGGUCCUCUCCGUUC
This is a messenger RNA of Neohortaea acidophila, 1037 nucleotides long. RefSeq lists its product as uncharacterized. Bases 91 to 891 code for a protein of 266 amino acids. The transcript is spliced from 2 exons. The record is from RefSeq and is a predicted model, not a curated record. Lineage: Eukaryota; Fungi; Ascomycota; Dothideomycetes; Mycosphaerellales; Teratosphaeriaceae.